CUAGUCUCAGUUCUUUUUCUAGUUUGUUUGCAACAAUUAGAUUUAGACAAACUAGUGAAAGGCAAAAAUGAGUCUCAGCAAGACUACUAGUAUAAGGAGCAGUGGGGGACGAGGAACCUCUAAAUCAAUGAUUGUGCCGAUGAGUAGGCAAAGAAUGAGCUUUGUGUCCAGGUCCAGGGCAGCUCCUGUUAGCACUUUAUUCUCAAGCGGUAGCAGCUAUAAGGCUGGUGGUGGUGGCGGCAUUGGGGUUGGUUUUAGGGGUGGAAUUGGAUCUCCACUUUCUAGAGGAGCAGAAGUAGGAUUAGGUGGAAGAUAUGGUGGAGGAUUCAGUAGCAGGCUCGUUGGAGGACUAGGUACCGGAUAUGGUGGCGGAUAUGGUGGCGGAUAUGGUGGCGGAAUGGGUGGCGGAAUGGGUGGCGGAUUGGGCAGUGGAAUUGGCAGUGGAAUGGGUGGCGGAUUGCACGGUGUAAUGGGUCCACCAAAACCAAUCACAGCAGUCACCGUUAACCAGAGUUUACUGGCCCCUCUCAACCUGGAAAUUGAUCCCAACAUUCAGCAAGUACGAGCCCAGGAAAAAGAGCAGAUCAAGAUCCUCAACAAUCGCUUUGCCUCCUUGAUUGACAAGGUAAGUCUACCCAUUUAAUAAAUUCAGUUGGGA
Molecule: messenger RNA, 658 nt
Organism: Erpetoichthys calabaricus (reedfish)
Lineage: Eukaryota; Metazoa; Chordata; Cladistia; Polypteriformes; Polypteridae
Product: keratin, type II cytoskeletal 5-like
Exons: 1
Coding region: 68-643 (191 amino acids)
Biological process (GO): keratinization; intermediate filament organization
Cellular component (GO): keratin filament
Molecular function (GO): structural constituent of skin epidermis
Source: RefSeq, a predicted model, not a curated record